AUGGAGCAGCAGGGGGCUUUUGAGGACUUUGUGUCUUUGAUUGGCAAAUUCUGUGCUGGAAAGUCUUACCCUGAUCUCAAAGCUGUGUUUGAGGGCAAUGAAACACUCAAGAAGCAACUUGACGAGACGGAGACUGCCUACCGCAGAAACUUGAAAGAGCUGUCACAGCUCUUUACAGAAUCGAGCGCGGAGAAAGGACAGCUUGAGCAAAAGAUCCGGGAACAGGAAAGACGUUGCAGCAAAGCAAUGGAGGAAAAGGUCACGGCUUAUCGCAAGCUGAACGCGGAACAAGGAGUUGUUAUGAAAUUGACGGACAAGGUGAAAUCACUCAACGAUGAUAUCAAAAAGCGUGUCGAAACCAACAAGAAGUCCGAAGAUCGAGUCUUGGAGCUACACAAAGCAGUUCAAGAACUGGAGACCCAGGUGGGAGCGUCAAAGAAAGAAGAAGCCAGGUUGAAGAAUGAGCUGCAGGCAGUCGGCGAGAAACUACGAGUCCAGAAAGGGACAUUGACAAGGACAGAAGAGAUUCUCUCGCAAAUCCAGGCGUAUAUGACACCAUUGGGCGCUGUGGAGAGCGAGAGGGAGAACAUCUCGGAAAUGAUGCUCUCGUCAUUCAAAGACGCGGUAGAAGUGUUCAAAGCAUCGCUAAGCCACGACCUCGACAACCGCCAGUUGCAGGACAAGACGCACUGGGAACAAAUUAAACACCACUCCGCCGUCCAGGGCGCGAUCCCACUGCCAACCACGAAUUCCAUUGCUGCGAAGCGCAUGAGGGCCAUUGUGGGUCUUUCCAUCUACUCGAAGGCACUCGAUAAGCACAUAUUUCGGUCUACCUUCUUUCCCCUGGGGCCCGAAUGCGAUAACAUCUUGGACACACUACCCACGGUAAACCCGGACCAGGAUGCGCUUGUUCGUGCCGUUUUACUCAAAGUCGCACCCGAAGAACAAGACAAGCAUCGCGAGCAUUGUGUGGAACGCACGGUCAAUGAAGUGGCGAGCACAUUUGCUGGCUGGCUAUCGACUGAUCAACGGAGCCAGUUCAGAUCGCGGCUCGACAAUCUCACAAGGAAGAUUACUACCGUAUGGCAGCGCGUGCAGAAGCUAAAUGAAAGAGUCAAGCCUCACUUUGUCUUGGACGCGCUCGAUGACUGGCUGCCACUGUCAAAGGUUGCUGCAGGUCUCGUGCCGACGGAUCAUGGCGUCAAGACCGCGCCAUCGCGUCAGGAAAGCGCCAAUGGCCAGACCAAGACGGUGCCGGGGGCACUGACAGCCGAUGAUAUUGUGAGGGUUGUUUGGCCAGCCUUUGUCGUACCGAACGUGGUGGCCACAAAUAACGAGGAAUGCCCCACAGAACUGGUAUAUACCGGGUACGUCCUCACACGCGACGACGUGCAGAGCGCUGCAGAUGAGGAACUGCCGCAGAGGGUGAUGCGGAGAGCCACUCGCAACGGUAGCACGCCAGCGCAGAAGAAGAGGCGAGACUCUGUUAGUUUUUUGUCCCCUGUGGCGUUCAGUGAGUCCAAUGGCAAGUAG
This is a messenger RNA of Emericellopsis cladophorae, 1533 nucleotides long. RefSeq lists its product as uncharacterized. Lineage: Eukaryota; Fungi; Ascomycota; Sordariomycetes; Hypocreales; Bionectriaceae. The record is from RefSeq and is a predicted model, not a curated record. The transcript has 2 exons. The coding region runs from base 1 to 1533 and encodes 510 amino acids.